This is a messenger RNA of Daucus carota subsp. sativus, 578 nucleotides long. Its product is annotated as dehydrin HIRD11. NCBI's taxonomy places the organism in Eukaryota, Viridiplantae, Streptophyta, Magnoliopsida, Apiales, Apiaceae. The transcript has a single exon. Bases 138 to 449 code for a protein of 103 amino acids. The record is from RefSeq and is a predicted model, not a curated record.
UAAGGUUAAAGUCAAGAUCUCCCUUCUCCCUGCCCUCCCCCCUAUAAAUACCACCCCCAUCCAUCUCCCCAACUCACUCAUUCACAAUCUCAACUAUUACCAUCUUACAUUACCCACAAACACAAAAGCAAUCAAACAUGGCCAACAUCAUCCACAACAUCCAGGAGAAGCUCGGCAUGGGAGGUGACCACAAGGAAGAAGAGCACAAAAAGACCGAGCACAAAGAGGGAGGAAGCAUCAUCGACAAGGUCAAGGACAAGAUCAGCGGCGGCAGCAGCGAGGACAAGAAGAAAGACGGGGAGCAUUAUGAUGAGAAGAAGAGCCAUGACAAGAAAGAUAGCAAGGACAAGAAAGAUGGCAAGGACAAGAAGGACAAGAAGAAGAAGAAGAAGGAUGGGGAUGAGAAGAAACAUGGGAGUGAUAGCAGCAGCGACAGUGACAGCGAUUAAUUUACUAAUCUUGUCUUAUCAAUAAUCUCCCCUUGUUUAGGCCUGAUUAAUUUUCUUAGUAUCUGCCUACUUUAUCUAUCUAUGGCUCUGUGUGUGUAAUAAACAAGGAUUCUCCGGGGAGAUUGUUCA